Messenger RNA from Seriola dumerili (greater amberjack), 3087 nucleotides. It is a transcript of the gene ammecr1, whose product is annotated as Alport syndrome, mental retardation, midface hypoplasia and elliptocytosis chromosomal region gene 1. NCBI's taxonomy places the organism in Eukaryota, Metazoa, Chordata, Actinopteri, Carangiformes, Carangidae. The transcript is spliced from 6 exons. Bases 1006 to 2010 code for a protein of 334 amino acids. The record is from RefSeq and is a predicted model, not a curated record.
ACGACACCGAUGCCUGUGCCCACAGACUGAUCACAGGGCUUUUACCCGAACAGCACUGAAUGGUAGCAGCAGAGAGACGGGUGCGGAGCGAGGGUUGCCAAACCCGGAGGAUUUCUCACGGCUCACGGACUAGAAUGCUCUUCUGUAUGUAUCCUCAUGAACGGAUGACAACCUCCAAACAAACCGUUACUGAAAACUUUCAGCUCUACAUUUGACGCGGGGGUGAUAUUGAGAUUUUAACCAGGUCCAAGAACAGACAUCAUGCAGGUGCAAACUGUGGCCUAACGGUACUGAAAUGACUUGCUCGGCGCUGACGCGGUUCAUUGUGCCAUGCCAACCCCGCAUUGUCAGAUGCCAUUUUACUCUGCGUUAUCCCAGUGUCUGGAAUUCCAACAUACUGGGCCUGUUGUGUAAUUAGAAGUUCGUGAGGCAGUAGCAAACAAGCUGGUGCAAUGAGAAGCUACGCUGUCCAAGACAUUGUGCGCAAUUUCUGCUGAAGCUUAUGGGUCCUGCGUACUCAAGCUCCCGGCUUCCACUUGGAGAGGUGUGCUGCGGGGCUACAGCGCACUGGCUGUCGGCUUCACAUCUGGACCGCCUGGCUACUGUCAUCUGCGGCCUGUUCGGACUGUGUACUCCCUGAACUUGUAUGAUUAAGGGGAACUGAUUGAGAUCGCCUCGGAUGGUGUCGUGUUAGGGAGACGGGGUGAAUAUUCGGCCGGGACUUGACGUUAUCGGUGAUCCACUGGAACACCGUGGUCCAAAGCUGGACUGGCUGACUACUCAAGGAAAAAACGCUUAUCCAGCUAUGGAUUUUGCGUAGCAAAGUCACGCAUUUUUAAAGGCAACGCUAGGGUGACAUUGCAGUCUUCUCACCACAUCGGUUAUUUCGUCGUCCGACAAAAAAAUAAAAGAGUGAAAGUGGAGUAUUGUCCGUCAUACGUAUCAACGCAGUGGGAUUUCUACGUCUGGUCGGCGUUCCCCCCCACCCUUCCCGCGGUGACGGUUAUGGGUCGGAAGCGGUGUGUCGGUGCAGAUUGUUCCAAGAUGGCGGCCGGGUGCUGCGGGGUGAAGAAGCAGAAACUGUCGGGAUCGCCCGGGUCGGGGGGUCCCGGCGGGGUGGGGGCGGGAAGCGGGGUGGCAGGAACCGGACAUUGUGGCUCGGAGUUGGGGAUUGGCUCCUCCGCGACCGUUGCAGCAGCGGCGAACGUGAGCAGAGCCAACGGCCUGGGGGGACCCGGGGGUAACGUUAGUGGCAGCAGUAGUAGUAGUGGUAGCAGCGGCACAAACGCUCUGUCCCCAGCCCCGGCCGGUUACACUUCAUCCGGCCUCUCCCCGAAUCUCAGCCCGGGACCUGGUUCGGGAAGUGGAGGCAGAAAAAUGGUGGUCUCGGCGGAGAUGUGCUGCUUCUGUUUUGACGUGCUUUAUUGCCAUCUGUACGGAUACCAACCUCCGAGAACACCCAGGUUUACAAAUGAUCCCUACCCGCUGUUUGUCACAUGGAAAAUAGGCAGAGACAAGCGGUUGAGGGGUUGUAUAGGUACAUUUUCUGCCAUGAAUCUGCACUCAGGACUCAGGGAGUACACCCUUACCAGUGCCCUUAAAGACAGCCGCUUCCCCCCUAUGACAAGGGAUGAGCUGCCUCGCCUCUUCUGCUCAGUGUCUCUUCUCACCAACUUUGAAGACGUCGGUGAUUACCUUGACUGGGAGGUGGGUGUUCACGGCAUUAGGAUAGAGUUUUUCAAUGAAAAAGGAUCAAAGCGCACCGCCACCUACCUACCAGAGGUUGCAAAGGAGCAAGGUUGGGACCACAUUCAAACCAUAGAUUCCUUACUACGAAAGGGAGGUUACAAAGCUCCCAUCACAAAUGACUUCAGGAAGACCAUUAAGUUAACCAGGUACCGUAGCGAGAAGAUGACAAUGGGUUAUGCAGAGUACAUCGCCCACCGUCAGCACCAUCACUACCAGAAUGGCAUUGGGCACCCUCUACCACCCUACAACCAUUAUUCCUGACAGCGAGCCGCAUGACCAAUCAUUGGACCUCUCCGCGGACCUUUUCCCAGGAGAGCCAGCCCCCUCCUGGUCUAGCUAUUUCUACUACUGUACCAUUUUAUGAUGAUAGUUUCCGUUGCCAUGCUGGCCGUCUCCCAGACGUUGACAUGGCAACGGGUGGCAACGAAGCAUCAUUUGAUUAUGGCAAGAAAUCCACGUUUCUUUUUCUUUGCCUGUGGUUAAGUUUUUGCAGCAUAUGUAUACCUAUAUCUAUAACCCCCUUCAUUCAUAUUUUUGAAAAUUAACAAAUAAUAGAUUUUAUUAAUCUUGCGUCUUUCAGCAAACCUAAUCAGGUGUUUGAUUCUGUGGAUGGAAGGAAGUCUCUUACAGUAGAUUAGUCUCAUGCUUAUAUUGUUUAGGCUUUGCUACAAUUUUACAUUUAGUAAGAAAAUUCUUUUUUCCUUCUUUCUUUCUUUAUCCUAAUAUCCAGACAUGUAUACCAUGUAGCAAGGCAACUGCAGUUCUCAAAGGCUGUGUCGUCUCUAUUCUGAUUCCUCUCAAAAAAAAAAAAGAUUGACUGUUGAGGUUGUUGGAGCCUUGUAAACUCUUGUAGUGUUGUAGUUGGAACUAUUUAUUGGGAUCUAUAUACUCCAAAGUAUAGAUAGUAUGAUUGUGGUGCCCUUUGACCAGUCUUUGCUGGUUGUGUUUAUUGUCUGAGCUCACAAUCGUGUGUGUAUUUCUGUGUGUGGAUAUGGACGUUGGUCUGCUACAAGAUAAAAAAAAAAACCAGUGGAGUAAAUUAGAAAUUGGAUUUCACCUAAAGAUUCCCCACAGAGAUUUUUGGAAACCUUCCUCCCUCAGUGUUUGUAGUGUUUGUGGUGGUAAACCUUGAACUGCGUUUGUUUGGCUGGAGCUCACAGCUGUGUUCCCUCCUUUCUUUUUUUUGUUGAACUUUUUCAAAUUAAAGUAAUUGCGGAGGAAGCCAUUUUGUCUGAGGAUAAUAUGUCCGCACAGGUGAAUUGUUAAUUAUCUAUGUAAAAUGGGCUACACGUGGGUCUGUUUCCCUGCAUUGGAGCAGGUGGGGGGGGUGGGGGGCAG